This is a messenger RNA of Somion occarium, 5301 nucleotides long. The record is from the annotation of a GenBank genome assembly. Lineage: Eukaryota; Fungi; Basidiomycota; Agaricomycetes; Polyporales; Cerrenaceae.
AAAGUGAAUUGUUGCCUGUCCAGAAAGCUUAGGGUUCCAUGGAAUGCUAGGCAUCUCCCGUACUUGGCUUGGGGUGGCAAAGAGCUUCUUUGGUCCCAAUUGCGGGCGUUUCGAUCACGUGCCAUAUUGUUUUACGACGCGACGCGUUCACGUUCGAAUCUCGACUUGCCCUUCAACCGCAUCUACCACCAUCAAACAUUAUUCCACCAUGAGUUCCUCGGAAGACGAGAACUUCAACCUGGACGUAUCCGAUUCCGACUCGGAUGGAUAUGCACCAGCGCCCAAGAAGAAAGCUGUACCAAAGGCAAAGGCUGCCCCAAAGAAAGCCCCUGCGAAACCGAAGGCCACUAAGAAAGUUCUCGCGGAGAAGGACGACAACGCAAGCGACCCUGAAGACGACGAUGAAAUUGCUUCAGAGGCAGGACCGAGCAGAGAGCAGGAACCCAGGAAGAAGAAGACUGCGACCGAGACGUACACGAAGCUCACGCAACUUGAGCAUAUUCUCAAACGUCCUGAUUCUUACAUUGGAAGUGUGGAAAUACACCAGCAGGCCAUGUGGGUUUGGGAUUCAGAGAACAACCGUAUGGUGAACCGGGAAAUCAAGUACGUUCCUGGUUUCUUCAAGAUCAUUGACGAAAUUCUCGUCAAUGCUGCCGAUAACAAGUCAACAAUUAUGGGGGCUUGGCACUGUGGCAUACAAUCUGAGAUAUGUCGUACGUGAAGCUAAAUUAAUUUGUUCGACAGAUUAACGACCCCAACAUGGACUCCCUCAAGAUUACUAUUGACGUUGAGAAUAACACCAUCUCAGUGUACAACAAUGGACGCGGUAUUCCCAUCGAGAUCCAUCAGAAGGAGAAGAUCUAUGUUCCUGAGCUUAUCUUCGGCCACCUUCUGUCCUCCUCAAAUUACGAUGACGACGAGAAGAAGCUGACUGGUGGUCGUAAUGGCUACGGUGCCAAACUUGCGAACAUCUAUUCUACCGAAUUCACCGUCGAGACUGCAGACAAAGAAGGGGGCCAGAAGUACGUCCAGACGUGGUCGGACAAUAUGAGCAAAUGCGGCAAGGCGAAAAUUACGAAGAACGGCAAGAAGGAGGAGUACACGAAAGUCACAUUCAAGCCUGACUUGAAGCGGUUCGGCAUGGACUCUAUCGAUGAAGACACCGUUUCACUGCUCAAGAAGCGCGUGUAUGAUCUGGCUGGAACGGUCAAAGACGUUAAGGUGUUCUUGAACAACGAACGGCUGAAGAUCAAGACCUUCAAACAAUAUGUGGAGCUCUACCUCAACUCAGCUGCCGAACAGGCGGCGAUUGAAUCUGGAGGUGCUGCCCAGCCGAAGCAGACCAUGAUCUACGAACAGAUUGGUACUCGUUGGGAAGUCGCUUUCGCCGUGUCGGACGGCACGUUCCAACACGUCUCGUUUGCGAACCACAUUGCUACGAUCAAGGGUGGUUCGCAUGUCACGCUCAUUGCGGACCAGAUAGCAAAAAACCUCAUCACGAACAUCCAGAAGAAGAACAAGGGUGCGGCAGUGAAGCCUGCCCAGAUCAAGAGCCACAUGUGGAUCUUCGUAAAUGCACUAAUCGAAAACCCCACGUUCGACUCGCAAACGAAGGAAACCCUUACUUUGCAGGCCGCCAAGUUCGGGACGAAGCCAGUGCUCUCUGAAGAUUUCCACAAGAAAGUCCAAAAGUCCUCUAUUGUCGAUGAGGUUCUGAACUGGGCGAAGAACAGGGCAGAGAAGGAACUGAAGAAGACUGACGGCAACCGUCGCAACCGUCUGAAAGGCUUGCCUAAGUUAUCCGACGCCAACAACGCUGGUUCAAGGAAGUCAGCCGACUGUACCCUUAUCUUGACGGAAGGAGAUUCCGCUAAGUCACUCGCAGUCGCUGGUCUCAGUGUCGUUGGUCGUGACAACUAUGGUGUCUUCCCUUUGCGUGGUAAACUGUUGAACGUCCGUGACGCGAAACACGACCAAAUCAUGAAGAAUGAGGAGAUCCAAAAUAUCAAGAAGAUUUUGGGCCUGCAGCAUAACAGGGACUACAAGGACGUCAGCGAUUUGCGCUAUGGCCAGAUCAUGAUUAUGACUGAUCAAGAUCACGAUGGCUCUCACAUCAAAGGUCUUAUUCUCAAUUACCUCGAUCACUUCUAUCCUUCUUUACUCAAGAUUCCGAAGUUUGUGGUGGAGUUCGUCACGCCUAUCGUUCGAGUGACAAAAGGGAACCAGAAGAUUAACUUCUUCACCAUUCCUGAGUACGAGCAAUGGCUAGAGAGUGUGCCAGAUGCACACAGAUGGAAAACGAAGUACUACAAGGGUUUGGGUACGUCUCAAGACAGCGAUGCACGCGACUAUUUCAGCCAAAUGAACAAGCAUAUGAUCGCGUUCUCCACUGUCAAGGAGGAGGAACGAGAUCUCAUUGAGCUGGCGUUCAGUAAGAAGAAAGCUGAUGAACGUAAGGAGUGGUUACGUCAACUGAAGCCUGGUACAUUCCUCGAUCAUAAUACGAGAGAGAUCACAAUUAAGGACUUCAUCAACCACGAACUCAUCCUGUUCUCUCAAGCUGAUAACAUUCGUUCUAUUCCCGCUGUUGCUGACGGUCUCAAACCUGGUCAACGUAAAGUUAUCUGGGGUUGUUUCAAACGUAAGCUGAAGAGCGAAAUCAAGGUCGCUCAGCUCGUGGGUUACAUCUCCGAGAAAUCCCAAUAUCAUCAUGGAGAGCAAAGUUUGAUGAUGACCAUUGUCAACCUCGCCCAGGACUACGUUGGUAGCAACAACGUCAACUUGCUCAUGCCGAAUGGACAAUUCGGUACUCGUGAUCAGGGCGGUAAGGAUCAUGCUUCGGCCAGGUAUAUCUUUACCGAACCUUCUCCGAUGGCUCGAGCUCUCUUCCACCCUGCGGACGACCCACUACUCAACACCCUGCAGGAAGACAACGUUGUAAUCGAACCCGAAUGGUACAUGCCUAUCAUACCUCUCGUCCUAGUGAAUGGAGCAGAUGGUAUCGGUACUGGCUGGAGCACUAACGUGCCCUGUUACAACCCUACCGACAUCGUGGACAACAUUCGCCGACUGAUGAAGGGUGAGGAACAGGUGCCUAUGUUACCUUGGUGGCGUGGUUUCAAGGGUAUCAUCAAGAAGACCGGCGAAUUCAAGUACGAUGUCACCGGUAUCGCGAGGAAGGUUGACGACACCACCGUCGAUAUUAUUGAAUUGCCGAUUCACAAAUGGACGUCAAAUUAUAAGGUCGAUUUGGAAGCUAUGAUGGGCGAGAAGGGAGACGGGCCAGUCAGGGAAUUCAAGGAGUACCAUGACAACAUGAAUGUCCACUACUCUGUCGUCAUGACUGAGGAAGGCAUGAAGAAGGCUGAGGAGCAAGGGCUGCUUGAAUACUUCAAGCUCACGACCAAGAUCAAUACGAGCAAUAUGAUCUGCUUCGACUUCGAAGGCAAGAUCAAGAAGUACAGCUCGCCAGAAGAGAUUAUCGAAGAGUUUUUCCCCGUUCGUCUUGCAUACUACCAGAAGCGCAAGGACUUCUUGGUCGAAGAGCUUCAGAGCGACUUCGAGAAGUUGACCAAUCAGGCGAGGUUCAUCUUAAUGAUUGUUGAGAAGAAGCUUGUUAUCUCGGCCAGGAAGAAGGUCGAGGUCGUCGCCGAACUUCGCAAACUUCAAUUCCGUCCAUACCCUACUGUCAAGAAAGCAAAAGUCGCCGGAGAGAACGAAGAUGUAGUCGAGGAUGAAGAAGAGGAGGAAGAACAAGAUGGGACUGAUUAUGAUUAUCUUUUGAACAUGAAGAUCUCUAGCUUGACCAAGGAAAAGAUCGAGAAGCUCCGGAAGCAAGCUCAGGAAAAAGAGAAAGAACUUCUUACCCUCCUCGAGCUCACACCUAUCCAGAUCUGGAACACUGAUUUGGACCACUUCCUUAUGGAAUGGGAGAAUUCGUACAAAGCUUGGGAGGACAAGGUCAUCGCCCCAGGUCAAGUGGCGAAGAAGGGUAAACGCAAGCAACCAACUCUAGCAGCUAUGAUGCGUCAGAAAGCGAAGAAAGAGAACGGCUCGGAUAAUGACGACGACUUCAAACCAAAGGCAGCUGCGAAGGCCAAGAAGACUGCGGCCGAGAAGCCAGCAAAAAAGCCAACUGCUGUUGUACCUACCGCAUCUAGCUCGAAGAUUGAGAUCAAGGACGAGGAUAUGGAUGACGACAAACCUGCUCCUGCACCGAGGAGGGCGGCCAAGAAGCUUGUGGUGAAAGACGAGUCUGACGAUGACUUUGACAUAAAGCCUGCUCCUGCCCGGAAGAAGGUUACGAAGAAAACUUUAUCGAUUGACGAUUCCGAUGACGAUAUCGAGGAGAAGCCCAAACCGAGAAGAGCAGCGGCCGCAAAGAAAGCGAAGGCGUCGCCCAUUGACUCGGACUCGGAUAUCGAAAUGGUGGAUGACAAGCCUAAGGCUCCUCCCAAGAAGGCAACUCCUCUGGACGAUGACUCGGAUAUUGAAGUCGUUGCUGCAGCAGCUAAGGGCAAGGGCAAGGAGAAGGCUCCAUCGAAACCUGCUUCUAAGCGCAAGAGCCCUGUGGACGAAGGGGAUGGAAGUGACGAUGACCUCUACCUGAAGCCGGCCAAAAAGCAGAAAGCCAUCGCUCAAUCGUCCGUUGCUGACUUCUUUGACAAAGUACCUGCAGAGCCAGCCCCCAAGAAGCCUGUUCAAACCGCUCGAAAACCGUCGGGAACUCGAGUCACAAGUGGCAGCAAGGCAAAGCCUGCGGCUACGGCGAGGAAGGCGGCGGCGAAGAAGGCUCUUGAGAGUGAUGAUGAUGAUUUGGAUGAUGACGCCGUCCCGCCACCUCCACCGCCUGCGCCAAAACGUUCAGAUGCUCCGAGGAGGGCUGCUGCUGCGAAGGCGAAGUACAUCGAGAUUUUGUCCAGUGACGAAGAUGAAGGUGGGAAGGACGGGUCUGAGUUCGAGGACUUCGAUUGAACGUAGAAUCUUCGGUUUCAUGUUUUAUACCCCUCUAAACAUUUCAUGACAUUUGUAACAAUUGCACGACAUUGUCACCUUUACGUUAUUCAACAGGUCUCCCUCACCUUUCGUAUUCAAUAUAUGUAACUUACGCUUAGCCUUCAUCUCCAAAUAGAAGAUCAAGCAUUAGUAUUUUGUGCAAUACUGUAAACCCUAGGGGGAAAGAGAGGUAGACUGUGACAGCAGAUACAGUAUGUAUCUAGUCUAGAUGUACUUUUUCGCCUGCUUGACUUCGGCAUAUGGGUCUGGUUUGGGCAUACGACCAAAUACAGGUUCUUCCGUUUC